Molecule: messenger RNA, 669 nt
Organism: Coccinella septempunctata (seven-spotted ladybird)
Lineage: Eukaryota; Metazoa; Arthropoda; Insecta; Coleoptera; Coccinellidae
Gene: MED9
Product: mediator of RNA polymerase II transcription subunit 9
Exons: 4
Coding region: 124-480 (118 amino acids)
Biological process (GO): regulation of transcription by RNA polymerase II
Cellular component (GO): mediator complex
Molecular function (GO): transcription coregulator activity
Source: RefSeq, a predicted model, not a curated record
CAGUCUCUGUGUGUAUACUUUCUGUGGUGUGUACUUUCUUUUUCAACGUACGCAAAUUAUUAUAACUUGUGAUUAACAUUAUUUUUCAAUAAUUUAAUAUAUAAGAUUAUAAAUAAGUGAACUAUGGAAAUGAAUGAAGUAAGCCAAACAAGUGAAGAUAAUAGUAAACCAUUAACUGUAGAAGAGUUCAACUUCGAAUUCCUUCCAAUAAUAUAUGGAAUAAUACGCAGAAUCGAAAAAGAUCAUCAUGAUACUGCAGCUAAGACAAAAGAAUCCCAGGAAUGUGCUCAAAAAGUAUUAGAACUUCAGAAACAUCUAGAUCAAGCAAGAGCACAGAUUCACCAACUCCGCGGAAUUGGAUACAAUAAAGAACAGCAAUUAUCAAAUUUGGAAUCCCUGAAAGUUCAACUGAAACUUAAACAGGAAUUAUUACAGAAAUAUCGAUAUAUGUUUCCAUUCGAUUCUAUGACUUCAAAAUAAAUACACGUUUUUCUGUGGAUAAACGUCAAAUCAUAGAAGAAGCUGAAAUAUUUCAAAGCAUCAACAACAUCAACAAACGAAAUGAUCAGGUUUCUGAUUAGGAUUCUUGCAAAUAAUGAACAAUUAGUGCAAAAAUUAAGUGAAUCUUACCCUAUGAGAAGGGCGGCUCAAAUUAUUGUUAAACUUGCA